AGACCGUAUGUAUAUACCAUACGAAAAAAUUAAAGACAAUUUAUUCAAACUACAUCCAGAUGUACUUACAGAAUCAUCCUUAAAAUACCAGUCUCUGGUAAACGAGAUAUAUGCAGAGCGAGUACUACAUUUACGAGAGACAUGUCGGAUCAAUUCAGAUGAGUUUCUUGGCGAUUCUAAAGAUAAUGAUGUGAAACAUAAUAUACACGUCGAACAAAAUCAUAACUUAGUGUACUGUCAGAUUCAGAAAGUUGGAUCGACAUUUUUACGGAAAUUAUUAAGUAAAGUUUUCAUGAGUAGUAAUAUAAAGAAAUCAAAACGAGGCUUUAUAAGAUUGACACAACAUAAAGACAUUGGUUUUGCAGAGCUGCAUUCCGUUAUACAAAAAUCUGACAAAUUUAUGUUUGUUCGGGAACCAUUUUCCCGUGUUCUAUCUGGAUAUGUUGAUAAACUAUUUUGUACUAAUACACUUUACUGGAAAAUAACGGGAAAAUAUAUAGUCUCACAAAUGCGUAAGGAUGCUAGCAGUGCCUCUUUGAGAUGUGGGCACGAUGUUACAUUCCCAGAAUUCGUCAAAUAUAUCAUUCAAUCUGAAAACCAAAGCAAACAUAAAGACCGACAUUUUACACCGAUGUACGAACACUGUCGGCCAUGUCAAAUUCCGUACGAUUUCAUCGGCAAAUUGGAAUCUUUUAAAGAAGAUGUCUUGUUUUUGAUAAAUGUAUGGAACAAUGCUUAUGGAACUAAUAUUACUUUCAAUGACUUCGACACAGAGACAUCAGAAUCAAGAGUGUUAGGACAGGCUACACGGAUAUUUGGGAUGAGGAAACAAUUAGAACGGUGUAUGUCAUUCUACAACGCUAGUGUAAGGUCCUGGAGAGAUUUACAAAUAAGAGGAGUACUACCGAUACAGGAACCGUACCCAUUCAGUCCAGAGUUCACACGUGAUCACAUGACCAAAAUGGAUUUCUUCGAGGCAGCCAAACAGGCUAUUGCUUCUGUGUCUGAUAUCAGAGCUGUCAAGGCUCAACGUAAUGAGGCUUUCAUUGAAGCAUUUAGUUUAAUACCAAUGGAGGAUUUAUAUCAAUUGCAAAAUAUUUUAAAACCGGAUUGUGAUUUAUUUAACUACGAUUGUAAACCGCCAAAAAUAUUUGCUAGGAAUAAGAACAGCGAUAAACUAUUAAAAUAUUUUGACCUAUUGUGAGAACUUAAUUUAAACAAAAGUUAUCUCUUAUUGACUUUUUUCCAUAUUAUUGUGUAUAGACGAUACAAUAUGGAAAUAGCUGGGAAAAGAUUAUAAAGGUUAUAGCAUUUAUCGAAUAACAUAUCACAUGGUAACUGCACUAUAUUAAUGUCGAGUGAUCAUAAGGUACAUUUAGGGGGCAAUCUAGGACAUUUUUUUUUAAAAUUUAGAUACAUUUGUUUCAACAUUCAAUUGAAGCAUGAUGGCCAUCAUUUGUGUGCGGGUCGAUAUUUUUUUCAUUAGAAAACGACUUUUAAUGUGUUUUUUUUGUUUGUUAUUGUUUAUCAUGUUCAUGUUUUCCUCAUAAUUCCAAGUACAUUUGUAUUUGCAUACUGAGGACAAUUGAAAAAAAUGCAUGACUGAAUUAAUUUUAGAGAGCAAUUAUUUUUAAAGAUUAAAGUGACUGUGUGUGGAAGAAUCGUUGCUCUUGGUAAUCAUAUAUACCUUGUUGUGUGUUACUGGUGUUCAUUUUAUUAUUAAAAUUAA
Mytilus trossulus (common blue mussel) is the source of this 1729-nucleotide messenger RNA. RefSeq names its product carbohydrate sulfotransferase 11-like. The record is from RefSeq and is a predicted model, not a curated record. NCBI's taxonomy places the organism in Eukaryota, Metazoa, Mollusca, Bivalvia, Mytilida, Mytilidae. The transcript is spliced from 2 exons. Gene Ontology annotation, molecular function: sulfotransferase activity. Gene Ontology annotation, biological process: carbohydrate biosynthetic process. The coding region runs from base 8 to 1204 and encodes 398 amino acids. Gene Ontology annotation, cellular component: membrane.